GCUCCUCUGCCUCCCGCGCGUCUCUCUCCCUCCCCUUCCCGCGAUCGCGAGCGGACGCACUGCCCUCCAAUCCAAACCCGCACGGAAAACGGAUCGUGCGCGCGCGAUGGACGAUUGGCGCUGCCGGAGGCACCCGCCGCUGACGCUGCCCGGCGGCGGCGUGUGCCCGCACUGCCUCCGCGACCGCCUCCUCCGCCUGUGCCCCGACUGCGCCUGCCCGCGUCCCUGCGCCUGCUCCCCUUCCUCCCCUUCGUCCUCGUCCUCCGGCGCCAGCGCGAUCGGCCGGGUCCACAGCCUCAUCGAGCGGGAGCACCGGGUCGCGCGCUCGCGCUCCGUCGCCGCGCACGGAUCCGUCGGCGUCGGCGGCGACCAGCGGCGGCCCAAGUCCGGGGUGUGGGGCUGGGUGUCGUUCCGCAAGCCUCCACCGCCACCGCCACCGCCGGCCGCGGCCGCGGGGUGCAGGGACGUGGAGCAGGAGUACGACGACGCGGUGGCAUUGGCGAGGUCCAGGUCGGUGUCGUCGAUGGCGGAAGCGGCAGUCCCGGAGGCCAAGGGGCCGCCUAAUAAGGCGGCGCGGUGGGGGAAGCUCAUCCCAGGGAAGAUCAAGGCGCUGCGGAACCGGAAGCCCCGCCCCGCCGGCGACUGGCGGGACAGCGUGAGAUGAAACCCAUCGCGUUGCAGUUCAGGUGACUUUGCUGUUCAUUCAUUCCACGAUCUAGGUGGGUGUUGGCUGAUCGAGCGAACGUGCGUGCAUCCAGUUUGCGCUAAUUUGCUGAUUCAAUCUGUUGCUUUUGUAUUCUAAAGUUUAUUUGGUACUCCUGAUUACGAUCACAGAAAAUGUAAAUAUGCCAGUGGUUCCCAAUUGUGCAUUUCUCCGCUUAUCACAACACAUUUUGAAGAAAAAAAAAA
This is a messenger RNA of Sorghum bicolor (sorghum), 909 nucleotides long. RefSeq lists its product as uncharacterized. NCBI's taxonomy places the organism in Eukaryota, Viridiplantae, Streptophyta, Magnoliopsida, Poales, Poaceae. Bases 107 to 664 code for a protein of 185 amino acids. The record is from RefSeq and is a predicted model, not a curated record. The transcript has a single exon.